Molecule: messenger RNA, 1386 nt
Organism: Argentina anserina (silverweed cinquefoil)
Lineage: Eukaryota; Viridiplantae; Streptophyta; Magnoliopsida; Rosales; Rosaceae
Product: UPF0613 protein PB24D3.06c
Exons: 9
Coding region: 105-1121 (338 amino acids)
Source: RefSeq, a predicted model, not a curated record
UCUCUCUGUUUUCAAAUUCUUCACACUUCCGAGAGUCGCAUCCAAACCAAGCCCCGAAUCGGAGCCCUGAAAAUAACCGAUGGGAUUCAAUCGGACCCUCUAAAAUGAACCCCUCCUCCUCUUCUUCCUCUCCGCCUUCCACUUCCGCCGGUUCCUGGUUCUCCGGCGUCGUCCGCGGCCGAUCCGACAAGGCUGGCUCCGUCAAGAUGGGAUCGGACUCCGCUUCCGGUGGCCCCGGUGAAUUUUCCGGCCCUGUUGUGCGGAAGAAUCAGUUCCGAGGAGUGAUGUUCAAGUACGGCCCCAAACCAAUUCAGGUUGCUUUUAAAACAGGUGAUUAUAGACAGCAAGUCAUCUUUAUUGGUGGAUUGACCGAUGGCUUUCUGGCAACAGAAUAUUUGGAACCUCUUGCAAUUGCUUUGGAUAAGGAGAAAUGGUCACUUGUUCAACUGCUCAUGUCAUCUUCAUACAAUGGCUAUGGCACUUCCAGCUUGAAACAAGACGCGAUGGAACUUGAUCAGCUGAUUAGUUAUUUUAUAAACAAAGAAGAUUCUGAGGGUGUUGUACUGAUUGGCCAUAGUACUGGCUGCCAGGAUAUUGUCCAUUAUAUACGCACAAAUGCUGCAUGCUCUAGAGCGGUUCGUGCUGCCAUUCUACAGGCUCCAGUCAGUGAUCGGGAAUACAGAGCAACUCUUCCUGAAACAGCUGCUAUGAUUGACUUGGCUUCAACCAUGAUAACUGAAGGUCGUGGAUCUGAAUUAAUGCCUAGUGAAGCAGAUUUAGCCCCAAUAACAGCAUGUCGGUAUCACUCGCUUUGUGCAUACAAUGGGGAUGAUGACAUGUUUAGUUCUGACCUUACUGAUGACCAGCUGAGAUUAAGACUUGGGCACAUGACCAACACACCUUGCCAGGUUAUUUAUUCUAUGGCUGAUGAGUAUGUGCCAGACUAUGUUGACAAGAAAGCAUUGGUUCAAAGGUUGUGCAAAGCAAUGGGUGGUGCAGAGAAAGUUGAAAUUGAACAUGGGAAUCACUCCCUUUCUAACAGAGUUCAUGAAGCUGUUGCUGCGAUAAUUGAUUUUAUCAAGAGAGACGGACCUAAAGGGUGGGAUGAUCCAUGGACUUAAAGGGAGUUGUGUUUAUACUGUAUUCUCCAUUCUAAAUUAUUUAUUUUCAUUUGAUUCUGAUUUUUUAUCUUAGUGGUUUCUUAGCCUUUUCUUUUUAUACUGUCAAGUGAACUGUAAUCAUAUCUUGCCUCUCAUUGUUGAAAGAGAUCAUCCUUGUUUUGUCCGACUUUAGCAGUGUCGAAUCAAACAUCUGUGAAUAGCUUAAUCAUUUAUUCUUAUAAGAAAAUUUGAUCAUAUUAUUAUCUUCUUAUGCUAGACCAUUUCA